ACAUGUUUCAUUUCGAAAUGAAAGCUAUAUUUCUCAUUUUUACCAUUGUUAUAGCUUUUUCAAAUGCUACUAUUCCAGAAUGCAGCGGCGGAGUUGUUACAUUUGAUAAACCGGCAAACACAACUAUUGGGACAUCUUAUCCCGGUGUAUUCAACAAUUCAAAUAUCCAAAAUUUUCCAAAACUUUACAAUUGCGAUUAUCAAAUAAAUGUUCCACAAAACUACUCAGCACGUGUUCAUUUAUAUGUGGUCACCAAUGAUAAUACAACUGCACCGGUUCAGGUAACAGAUCAGCUCGGGAGGAGUGAAGAAGUUCAGUCUGUUAAAAAUACACUUUUCUUUUUUAUCUCACCCGGUGGCAAGAUACAACUCUCGACUGGAAAUCGGGAAGUUGGUUUUGGAUUUGUAAUUUAUUGGGAUGAAUACCCAAAUUUCACCACAAAUUAUUUGAACAUCUCAAAAUCAAAUAAUUUACCACCGAUCUAUGCAAUUGACCUUCAACAACAAGUGUUGAUAUCUGCGGAAACUAGAGUGUCAUUGACCAUUCAACCACCCGUUCUGAGUAGUAACCUUCAGUAUAUGCGUGGUUUAAUUUUUUUUGAUGGUCCUGAUUGGAAUUCACCUUAUUUGGGCACUGGCUUAGAGCUUUUAAAUUUGAAAUCACAGUUUGUGUCCACUGGAGCACAAUUAACAGCUUUGUACAUUGGAAAUUCCGGUUUCAUCAGCGACUGUCCGAUGAUAGUUCUAGACUAUGAAAAUACCAAGAAUAUCACACAAUUUUAUAGCAUUUAUUGCAUGAAAGAUCAAGAAUGUGAACCAAUGAGCAUGGAUGCAAGGAACAGUGUAGUUGCUCUGCAAUUAUAUCAUAGACCUGCGGCAGUACAUUACGUGCUUACGGCGUUAAACGGUGCAGGAGUCGUGAAAGCUUACGAUGGAGGCGGAAAUAGCAAUUUACUUGCUGCAUAUGAGGUACAAAACAGUCAGCUCAGUCUCCCACAAAAAUUUUUUGGACAGUUGACAACGUUACUAUUCACUGGCGGAAAGUCCACAAUUUCUCUCACUCGAAAACGUGAUUCAUUUGGAAUGACUACAGACUACGAUCAAAGUGGUUUUAUUUCUUCUGAUCCGUAUGAGCCUCCAUCUAGCUCACGACAUACUAAUAUUACACUGCAUUCACCCGAUCCGAAACUGGCUACUUUCAAAGUGAGCAAUGUUGCUACAACUAUGGUGAAUGGCUCUAGAUUGACUCUCACUAGUUAUAUGAACGAAAUGGUACUACUUCAAAUGAUAAUCGACACGUCAAACACGGUGGUUCCAAAUUCUACCCUGCGGUUUCCCGGAACUUCAUUAAGUGUUGAAUAUUAUCCCAGUAUUGCAGAUACAGGAGCAUUUUACAUGAACUUUCAAGUUAUCAAGUUAUCUUCUACCAAUUUGUCUUUAAUGAUAUUGAUAUUUUUACUCUGCUGAAUUUUUUGAUUUGAUAAAUGAAAAUUGUUACGGACU
Molecule: messenger RNA, 1502 nt
Organism: Caenorhabditis elegans
Lineage: Eukaryota; Metazoa; Nematoda; Chromadorea; Rhabditida; Rhabditidae
Gene: T05E12.6
Product: CUB-like domain-containing protein
Exons: 7
Coding region: 3-1466 (487 amino acids)
Source: RefSeq, marked reviewed